Molecule: messenger RNA, 747 nt
Organism: Necator americanus (New World hookworm)
Lineage: Eukaryota; Metazoa; Nematoda; Chromadorea; Rhabditida; Ancylostomatidae
Exons: 6
Coding region: 1-747 (248 amino acids)
Source: RefSeq, a predicted model, not a curated record
AUGACGGAUACGGUUAUUCUUUGCAAGACCGUGGCUAAUAUAUUCUCGGUAGUUCUACAUAUUACUCUUCUUCUUACUAUCGUUUUCACACCGUCACUGAAAUGCGGAGGUUUCGAUGAGCCAUUGGCCACACUCACAAACGCUGCCGAAUGGUACACGAAUUAUGUGAUUAUCCUAUCCGCACUCACGUUUGGUCUGGAUAGAGCGGCAGAUUCUACCUAUGAUGCAAUCGAUAUGUUGUUCGAAACGUUGUUCUUUGUGCCAGUGUUGUGUAUGUUGAACGGUUUCACUAUAGUUAUGCUUUAUAAUCAAUGGAAUACGGUGAAAAAGCGUCAGGAAUUGAAACUUCGACGGGGUUCGGGACAUCUUCCUACCAUUACCGAACUCUUUUCCAUUUAUAUCGAUCCAGAGGUUGACAGCACUGCUCCGAAAUCGCUGAGUCGCCUCAAAGAUCUUCAGGAAAAACGGAUGCUACACAGACUCGAAAUGGAGCUUUCAUUCGCGAUGAUCGCAAUCAUUGACCAACAAAUCGAUUUUUUUGCUGUCCUCUUCUACACGCUCUAUUGGGCCAGCUAUUCUCAUUAUAUCGAUGUGAAUGGAACGAGAUUCUUGGAAGUCUACAGCUAUUUCUUUGAAAUUGGAAACAUUAUCACUCCAUAUGUGCUUUUAUGUUUUUGUCCGGAUCUAAGAAAGGAGUUUUUCCGUCGCAUUAAGCCACGUUGUGAAAAUAUAGAACAUGAUUUUUGA